GCGAGCUCACAAUAACACAGAUUUCGUGCCAACAACACUGCACUGCCACACGUUUGUGCACGAAAAAAUGAAAACUGCCAUCAUCCCGUAAUCUUUUGGCUUGAUCUGGUUUUUCACUUAGUAUCGACUCCCAUAGCGAAAAACUCCAAACUUGUCGUUCACACACUCAAAAAAUAUUUGGUUUCUUAAUGCCUUAAUCAAACAAGGAAUGAGACAUGAAGAUAUCUUAUUUUUUGGGAAUUCUAGUUCAGCUCUGGAUAGUACAAGCUUUCAACGAAACAGAUGUAGUUCGGGCACCUCGCGCAGAAGAACCAACCGAAGAGCCAGAAACCCCAGUAUGGUACUAUCUUCCUAUAGUAGUUGGAGUACUAGCACUCCUGACUGUCAUCGUUGUUCUCUACAUGAACGGAAAACGACGGGCCAUGAGGAGAAGAAGGCGGCGCGCAGAGCGUCAAACAAUGCACAUCAGUGUCCCAGUAGAGGGCACGUUGACUUCUCUCAUGGGGAAUGCCUCGGUUGAUGUUGUAGCGGUGAAUGCGCGCCCUAUAGGGAACCCGCAGCUCAAGACAAAAAUGCUGCAAACAUUCAAUGACGAGGAAAGCCUUAGCAACUCAUUCGAAAACUACAACGAUGAUGGCAGUGAUGAUGCACUUGGUGCUUUAGAAGACUAUAUCAAUACCAAAGGUCUCGACUAUGGACAGGACUCUCGCACAUCAGUUUCUCAGCCAAAUUUCAAAGGAAAUCAAAACGUAAACACAAAUAUGCUGGGGAAAUUCGAGAACGGUGCCUCAAAGAAAGUUCCCUUCAUUCCUCCCGCUAUCUCUGUGGAGCUCGUCCGAAAGCAAAGCGAAAAAGAUUCUCAAAUCGAAAGAGGAAACAGAAACAAAAAUCACGGAGCUCUUUUGCCAGACUGGGGGCACAGGAAAGAAGAACUGGUUUAUGAGAAUCAAAACUCCGCGUCCGUUCGUGCGGCCAAAUCGUUCGAAAAUUUUAGAGAGCAAGGCCAACAGCCCUUAUACGUGAAUAACACUCAAGCCUUUCUCAUGAAGAAAGAAAAAUCUGGAGAACAUUUCAAUAAGAACCAACCGAUGCCAGAACUUCCUCUCAAACGUAAAUUAAGACGAACAGAUGGACUUGAAGCGCAGACCAAAACCUGGGAAAAAGGAAGAAGCUCGAACUACGAGAACGUUUUCGGAGGCGAGGGCGUCGGUGGGUCGUGGCAGCGAGGCGCAGUGUACCAAAAGAAUAAAAACAGAGCUUAUGUUGUUGGUCAAGGUACAAAAUCUAGUAAUCUGAAGGAUGGCCCAGACUAUGAGAAUGCACCGUCUUUUGGCGGGAAACUUUUAGCGCAAAAAACACAGAUGGCAGCGUCUUGUGGCUCACAGGGUGCGCCUAAAGUAACGUCACAUGAAUCUCGAAGACGAGGUGCUGGGUUCACAAGAGAGGACAACAAGGCCGUUAGACGUAGUAGAUCUAACGUUGACGCAAUGCUUCAACCCGCGGUGUAUACAAACGAAGGUGGACAUUAUGGACAAGGUGCACUUGAAAGUAAAGAGAGUAUUAGCAGCGACAAUCACCAAACUAAUACUGAAAGUCUUAUGCACUUACUGGGACUACCGAUUAACCUUAGCUGUUCAGAUCAAGUAAACACAUGUGAAGAUGAUUAUCUACCCAUGGAUGACUACGAUGAUAACCAGGCAUAAUCUCCGUCAUUUUAGGCUUUAUCUCGAAGUAAAUGAGUCAUUCAUUCCAUGGUUUUUUUAUUUCGUAAACCAUUCUCGUAAUGGCUUACGAGUGCACGAAAAUGAGGCCACACAGUCAUGUCGCAAGCCUGACCAUUCAAAAUAAAGGUGGAUGGCGCGAAUUCAAGUCAAAACAAUUCCUAUACUUUUCUUCUAUACACGCAUUGCAUGUGCUUUUAUAUUUUUUAUUUUGAACUAAUGACUGGGUGACCUCGUUUUCGUGCACUUAUCAGCCGUUAUGAGAAAGGUGCAUACUACGCACGUCUUUGAUAAUCAUCCUCCAUCCUUUUCAACGCUCCAAAAGAAAUGUAUUAAUAAACAUGUAAAUGAAAAAGUUAAUCUCAUAUUUUUCUAAAGUUUGAAACACAGAAACAUUGAACCAGACUGCAAAAAGUGACAAGUAGUUUUACGACAGUACGGAAAUAUAAAUGAUGGCGCCCAGGAAGAUUGCGUGACGACUCUAAACAACAAACAAAACAAAACAUCUUUAUUUGGCACUCCUUGGAUUGAUAUACAAUAAAAUUUAUAAAAUAAUAAUGUAUACAUCAUAGAUGGGCGCCAGCCAUUUAGAAAUAGCAGAGCUAGUCCAGCUAAAUGGCUGGGUCAAACGGGAAAUUAUAGAAGGAAAUGUAUAAAGAUGACAUACUAUUUGAUUGACAGCACCACCAAACCACGAACGAUUGUAACUCCUGUAUAUCUUUACAAGCGGUUAUUAGAUGCAUUUUUUAAUUGUCUAGACAGGCUUAUUGCUAGUUUUCUAGUCAUCCGCUCUUAGUGUUGUCACGCAAAGGUUUCUCCAUAAAAAAACUUUUAGUAACCGGCUGCGUAGAAUAGAUUAUUCCAUGCCCAUUUACAUCAUAUUUCAUAAGAAUACUUGCGCAAUAGAGGUUAUAAUGAAAUUGUAACUUAUUCUUCAGCGUUUACCGCGUUAGUAUUUCCAUGUCAUGCAGACACACUUCAGCCCCAGAGAAAAGAAAAAUGUCAAAUAGGGUUUGGAAGCUGGGAAUAUUUAAAGCUAUUGGAUUCUGAUUUUUAAAAUAAUAAUGAUAUAGAACUGUUGUUAAGGAUUUUAUGAUGCUUACAUGAAGUUUAAUAAUAUAGUUAAUGUUAAUAAACACCCUUAUGAAACAAA
Molecule: messenger RNA, 2874 nt
Organism: Actinia tenebrosa (Australian red waratah sea anemone)
Lineage: Eukaryota; Metazoa; Cnidaria; Anthozoa; Actiniaria; Actiniidae
Source: RefSeq, a predicted model, not a curated record